AAAAAAAAAAAUUUAUAAAUUUCGUACGAGAUAAAAUGGGAAGAAUUUACUGCAUUUGAGCUCAUGCCAUUAUGAGCAGACGCCUCUCUCGAUUUCGUCUCCAAAGAUCCGCAAACGGACAGAGAUCAUCUCCGGCGCAACCUCCUUCCGCCGCCGACUCACCGGCCGCAAUCGAUCCAAUCCUCAAUCCGGAUAUUCCGAGGUUUUUUCACCUGUGUAGACUCGAAUCUAUUGCAUUUCGUUGUACUGUAUUAUAAUUUCGUAUGUUGUGUUUGAGCGUAUAAUGUAUGCAACGGAUGGGGGGAAUUUCGGACGUAAAUCGCAUGUUUCAUGUGCUGUUGCUAGCAUGCACCGUUUGACUACGUCGAGAUUUGACGGCCUCUGAGGAGAGAGGGGUUUCGAAGGUACAGUUCGAGAGUGAAGAGUCGAGAGGGCUGAUAGAGUGAAGAAGGGAGAGAGAAAGAGAGAAGGUGAGAUGUCGAAUCAAGUGGUGAAGGUGAGGAGAGAGACGAUUGCGGCAUGCAUGACAUGCCCUCUUUGCAAUAAGCUCUUCAGAGACGCGACUACCAUUUCCGAAUGCCUUCAUACGUUUUGCAGGAAAUGUAUAUAUAAGAAGCUCUCAGAUGAGGAGUCGGAAUGUUGCCCAAUAUGCAACAUUGACUUGGGUUGUGCCCCAGUGGAGAAACUGAGGCCAGAUCAUAAUUUGCAAGAUGUAAGGGCCAAGGUCUUCCCUUAUAAGAGGCAAAAGGUGAAGGCACCUGAACUUGUGCCUUCAGUUACAUUACCAGUGAGGCGAAAGGAGAGAUCACUGUCAUCAUUAGUGGUUAGCACACCCAGGGUAUCCGCACAGUCUGGGAUGACUGGAAGAAGAUCAAAGUCUAUUGCUAGAAAACCAUUACGAGGAUCCACUUUUUCUAUUGAGAAGCUUAUAAACAAAGAGGAGGGCUCUGCUGAAGAUCAGCCUGAGAACUCUACGUCACCUGAGACUCUGGACAAAUUCACCCAGAAUGUGAGACAGAAUGUUACCAAUGCUGAGCCAGAUAACCAUCCUACACCCGAUAAAGAAACAGAAAAUGACGCUGAACAGUGGAAAGGGAAAGUCGAUAUGUGGAGACCAUUAAAUUGUUUGGUCGAAGCUGCAAAUCGAAGUAAAUCUUCAAGGUUUAUGCCACAGGGUUCUGCUGUAAAAUCAGAACCUUCACAUGUUGCCGACAUUGAUGGUCAUGCCCGUAAAACUAAAGUUAAAGAGCAUGGACACAAGUUGAAAGUUCAAGAUGAAAAGAUUAACAGUGGUUCUACUCCUCCAGAAUCAGAAAAACCUAAAAAAUUGCGAAGAAUUCGAAAGAAGGCACCAACUUUUCGGGACUUUAAUAUAUUCCCUAAUGCUGUAAUUGAUAAUGCAAGUGCUAAAUUUGAAAGAAGGAUUAAUCCAAUUUGGUUCUCGUUAGUGGCAUCUCAAGACCAGGAAGGAGAUGCACCCUUGCCUCAGAUCUCUGCAAAUUACUUGAGAAUUAAGGAUGGGAGCAUUCCAGUUUCUUUCAUCCAAAAGUACCUUGUGCGGAAGUUGGACCUCAUGAGUGAUGAUGAGGUUGAGAUUAGAUGCAUGGGGCAGUCGGUAGUCCCAACAUUGCAGCUGAAUAAUUUAGUUGAUUUGUGGCUCCAAACAGCAAGUUCAGACAGGCUACCAGCAAGGAUUGGUACAUCAGCAAAAGAGUUCGUGAUGGUGUUGGUUUAUGGUCGCAGAGUUCCAGCUUCUUGAAGCCAUUCAUUUUUUUCUUUUUCCCGCUUUCUCCUGCCGUUUCAACAACGGCGAAGAAUUGGUGUUAGCAUAUGGUCCGAGAGUUCCUUCUUCUUGAAGACACUCGAUUUUCAUUUUCCUGCUCUCUCUGUUCUUUCAAUAAUCUUGAUUGCGUUUGCACCCAACAAAGUAUGGAAAUAUGGAUUGCCCAUUGAACUAGCACAGAGGCGUUUAGGAUAGGUUCUCAAUGUGUGUUUGUUGUGUUUACUGUGGUAUUGUAUGAUAAAUUGUACCCUAUUGUACUCUCUAGCUAUCAUUCUAUCAAUCUAAGACUCUUAGUAGUGCUACUAUUUUGAGU
This is a messenger RNA of Ipomoea nil (Japanese morning glory), 2096 nucleotides long. RefSeq names its product E3 ubiquitin protein ligase DRIP2-like. Bases 476 to 1759 code for a protein of 427 amino acids. The transcript has 7 exons. NCBI's taxonomy places the organism in Eukaryota, Viridiplantae, Streptophyta, Magnoliopsida, Solanales, Convolvulaceae. Gene Ontology annotation, molecular function: ubiquitin-protein transferase activity. The record is from RefSeq and is a predicted model, not a curated record.